AUGGUAAGAACAAUACGCCUAAUCUUUACCAUUCUGCUAGCGGUGGCGUCGAAAGCAUUUUUCACCWGUAAAGAGCAAGAUCAAAAAGGAUGCAAGUGCAUUGAUCGAGCCAACGUGACAGCACUCUGCAGAAUAGACCAUCUCACCGAUCUCAAAAAAUACAUUCCUUUCCKAUCAAAGAUUAAAACGUUGAUAGUGGUAACUCGAUCGAAAUUCACCUCGAUUUAUGAUCCGUUUACCAGUAAAAAGUGCACUAAAAUAUUUCAWUACAUUCAUAGAGAUCUUUCCAAGAGCAAUAUUCAAGAAGUUCCUCCCAAGAGUCUUUCAYAAUUCACAGGACUUUCCACUCUGUCUCUUUCCACCAACAACAUACAAACUAUCAGAGAACAUGCAUUCUUUGGAUUAAAGAACUUGAAUACGCUGAACCUUCGWGGAAACAACAUCAAAAACUGGAACACCAUGUCACUCAUCAAUAAUUUGCCACGUCUUGAGGUGCUGAACAUAGAGAAAAAUAUCGAGUAUAUGCCAGAUGAAAAUAUACUUAAUCUUCCAUAUCUUAGUAGGAUUCACUUCUUAGAUGAAACAUUUCUUGCCAGAUUCAAGACUCGUUGCAUUUUAUCUAAAAACGCCACUGAAUACGUGARYAAYGGAUGGAUGUUAAUUCCCAAAUCACWUAAAAACGUUGACAUUCUUGACACGCUUGCCAAGCGGRARGAUGMCUGCACUGAGGCAAAACUGGUGAUAAACYAWAAAAAGUUCUGGAAUAUGACGUCCAAAAAUGGUUUCCAGAUUAUUUGCAAGCCAGUCUUAAACAGWUCUUUGCRAGAYRCWAAAACAGAAAAUGGCUGGUACCACAUAGAAGCUCAAAACAGAGGAUGCUGGAGCGCUAUUAACCUUGUGUAUAUUUUAACAAUUUCGAUAGGAAUUGCAUCUUUUGUCCUAAAUCUCAUCAUUAUCGUCACAACGCUGAAAAGCGAUGCUCUGCGGAAGUCGACAGCACAUGUCUUUGUCGCAAAUUUGGCAUCGGGAGAUUUCCUGACUUCGGUUUAUACCAUAACUCUAACAAUUACAAGACAGAUCGUUAGUUUCGAAAUUUUCUUUUCAUUUCAACAAAGGUUUUGUAAAAUUGUAGGAAUAAUCUUUAUGAUUGGACAGUUCAUCAGCCCACUGAUGACGUUGAUGAUGACAUUAGAGCGAUAUUUUGUCAUUGUCCACUGUAUGAAUGCAGCAAGAAGAAUAACCUUAACUCAUGCUUAUAUAGCAAUGGUAGUAUGGUGGAGCUCUGCCAUUUCAUUGUCUAUAUGCAUAAUGUUUGUAGAAAGGCUGUCAAGUCCUUUAGACGACGUUUGUAUUCCUUUAAAUGAUACUAAGGGUGAAAAUGUGCUGCAAUAUCCACUAGUUUUCCUAUCGCUUUGCUACCUAACGUCUGUGGUUUUAUAUCUUCGCAUUUACUUUGAUGUAAAGAAUACAAGUCAAAGAACUGAACAGUUGCGUAAAGACAGCAGUAUCGCCAAGAAAAUUGCAUUGAUCACAGCAACUAAUAUUCUCUUCUAUAUUGUGCCAGUUAUGAUCAUUCUUGUUUUAGCCAACACCUUUGUGAGAUAUUACUUAGAUGCAAGAACUAAGAAUAUCUUUUGGAACUGCUUUGGUAUCACCUGUCUUGUGACAAAUUCUUGUCUCAAUCCACUGUUGUUUUCAUUUAGUAAGGGACUUUUUCGUACAGAGCUUCGUAAACAGAUUGGCUGGAAUUCGAAUAAAAUACACGUUGGAGGGGAGACAUCUUGAUUGCAAUCAAAGAAAAAUACGUAAUGCACACAACGUCUUGAAAAAAAAAAAAAAACA
This is a messenger RNA of Exaiptasia diaphana, 1842 nucleotides long. RefSeq names its product relaxin receptor 2-like. The transcript is spliced from 4 exons. The record is from RefSeq and is a predicted model, not a curated record. Gene Ontology annotation, molecular function: G protein-coupled receptor activity; protein binding. Bases 1 to 1785 code for a protein of 594 amino acids. Gene Ontology annotation, cellular component: membrane. NCBI's taxonomy places the organism in Eukaryota, Metazoa, Cnidaria, Anthozoa, Actiniaria, Aiptasiidae. Gene Ontology annotation, biological process: G protein-coupled receptor signaling pathway.